Medioppia subpectinata is the source of this 1453-nucleotide messenger RNA. NCBI's taxonomy places the organism in Eukaryota, Metazoa, Arthropoda, Arachnida, Sarcoptiformes, Oppiidae. The record is from the annotation of a GenBank genome assembly.
AUCAAUUUUAUUCACUUAACAUAAUGUCCACAUCGAAAAAUUUUGCGGAUAAAGUAGUGCUGAUCACCGGUUCGAGCGGUGGUAUCGGCGCCCAAACAGCUGUCGAGUUCGCCCGAUAUGGGGCUCAAGUGGUGAUCACCGGUCGUAAUGCCAACAACUUGUCAGAAGUGGCCAAACAAUGUGCGGCCGUUUCGCCCAAAGGCCUCAAACCACUGGAAGUGUUGGCAGACGUGAGUAAAGACGUGAACUGUAAACGACUGAUUGACAGUACGAUCAGUGCAUUCAAACGGUUGGAUAUUUUGGUGAAUAACGCGGGAAAAGGAGUUUUUAGUCCAAUCAUUGAUAAGGAUAUUCUCGACAAAUACCGGGAUUUGAUGGACACAAACCUGCGUUCAGUCGUGUAUUUAACACAUCUAUCGGUCCAACACUUGGAGAAAACUAAAGGCAAUAUAAUUAACAUAUCGAGUGUUGCGGGACUUAAACCGUCCGCCGGAGGUUUUCUCUACUGUAUGUCAAAGUGUGCACUCGAUAUGUUUACUCAAUGUCUGGCUCUAGAGUUGGGCCCAAAAGGAAUUCGCGUUAAUUACAUAGUAUCCAUAGACAUCGCGAACGCCAUACUCUUCUUGGCCUCAGACGAGGCCUCGUUUGUGACGGGAAUCAACUUUGUGUCCGACGGCGGGGCUCUCAACGCCCCGAUGAUUAAAAUAGUUUUGAUCACCGGUUCAGGCGGUGGUAUUGGCGCCCGAAUUGCCAUAGAGUUUGCCCGAUAUGGGGCUCAAGUGGUGAUCAAUGACCGAAAUGCCGACAACUUGUCAGAAGUGGCCAAACAAUGUGCGGCCGUUUCGCCCAAAGGCUUGAAACCACUGGAAGUGUUGGCAGACGUGAGUAAAGACGUGGACUGUAAACGACUGAUUGACAGUACGAUCAGUGCAUUCAAUCGGUUGGAUAUUUUGGUGAAUAACGCGGGAAAAUGUCUUCGAUGUCCGAUCAAUGAUACGGCUAUUCUCGACAAAUACAACGAUAUUAUGGACACAAACCUGCGUUCAGUCGUCUAUUUAACACAUCUAUCGGUCGAUCACUUGGAGAAAACUAAAGGCAAUAUAAUUAAUAUGUCGAGUAUUGCUGGCCUUAAAACGUGUGCACUCGAUAUGUUUACCAAAUGUCUGGCCCUAGAGUUGGGCCCAAAAGGCAUUCGCGUUAAUGCUAUCAAUCCGGGCACAAUCAGGACAAACAUGCUUCAAACCCUGGGCUUGACGAAAGAGCAAUCAGUGGCCCGAUAUAGCGAAAUAGGCGGCAAAUACCCGGUCGGACGGGUCGGUGAGCCCAUAGACGUCGCGAACGCUAUACUCUUCUUGGCCUCAGACGAGGCCUCGUUUGUGACGGGAAUCAACUUUGUGUCCGACGGCGGGGCUCUCAACGCCCCCUUAUAAGUGUCUAUAUCACCACUACAUUC